Molecule: messenger RNA, 252 nt
Organism: Pneumocystis murina B123
Lineage: Eukaryota; Fungi; Ascomycota; Pneumocystomycetes; Pneumocystales; Pneumocystaceae
Exons: 3
Coding region: 1-252 (83 amino acids)
Biological process (GO): mitochondrial translation
Cellular component (GO): mitochondrial small ribosomal subunit
Molecular function (GO): structural constituent of ribosome
Source: RefSeq, a predicted model, not a curated record
AUGUCAAUAAUCCCACAUUUUCGGUUAAAAAAACUAAAAGUAAAGCCCAAAAGGAAUCGUACAAUUAGCCCAUGUAUCACUGAAAUGAGUGCAAUGCUUGGAUGUUGGGCAGCCCAUGGAGGCCAACCCGAUGCAAUCGCUUGUAAAGCCUUUGUAGUUGCUUUAGAAAAUUGUAUGAAAGAAAAGACUCGAAAAAAUCAGACGGUUAAUACAAUCAAUUACCAUCUUUCACGCCUAAAAAAAUGGCUGUAA